GCCUGACCGACAAUUGAACCUCCUCCCACAAUCGUGGGAAGUCGGGGAUUAUGCUGUGUCGAUGCUGUGACAUCAUCUAAAUUCGAGACUCCCGCUCUUCCGAGUACUUGACAUCCGAUGAACAUCCGCUCAGUAGCUUUAAGGACGGCUGCCCGCAAUUAUGUUGAUUAUAGCUCUUCCUCUCAAUUAUUUCUACACACACCACUACUUUGAUCGUUAAUCGCUUUAUCAUAAUCAUGCUCGGGAACUUUACAAAGAAUAUCGUCAACUCAUUAUUGCACUCAGGCGAGGAGGGCGAGUAUGAGGUUCUGGAUAGACAAAAGGUAGGUCGUCAUAUGUUCGGCGGUCGCAAUAUUCUCAUAUUCCGUUGUGCCUAGUCUCACAAUCAGUCUGGUGGCGCCCACAUUCGUCCUGACAUUGAUAGUCACUGGGCGUCUGCCAUGGCAGACAUAACUCAAGUUUCAGGUUGUAGCUGUAUUUGGUGUAGGAGAAAUAGUGAAUUGGACGGAGACUCGAAGGUGGAAAGGGGACAACCGAGUCGAUCUCCACAUCCUCGCAUCUGCCCACCGAAGGUGCGCGAUUCGCCAAUGGCUACAACAAAUGGGAUUUUGGAGGUGCUGUAUCCUCCAUCAUAUCUUAGCACCCCUCCGGUUCUCGACCCUGAGGCUAGUCCUCCCGCUUACGAGCUGCCACCUACAGUACCUCCAAAUACUCCGCGAGUCCAACCACCCCUGCUUUCUUCCCGGCAGGGGGGUGACCUCAUCCCUUAUACCCCUCGUAUUCCGCAACUCGCUCCUGAAGGUGUCCCCACUCCUUCCACGGAGCCUACGUCAUCAUGUCACUUGUCCGAUUCUCCUCCUGACGCUGUCGUUCCAAGCUCACGGUUUCCUCAUCGUCGACCGUUAACACAGACUGCGCGACAACCAAUCGCUGGCCUUGGAUUUGAGUUUCAUACAGAAGCUGAUAAUGUUGAGCCUCCGGCAUACUGUCGGCUCGAUUCUUCAUGGCUGCGGUUCCCAGCUGCUUCUGACACGCUGGGACCAUACCCGCAUAUCUCGAUUCUUUCCCCGAAUCUAGGGUGAUUUAUGGGGGGUUGCCUAUUACGUUGUGCUAGCACGAAGACUUGUAUAAUCUUGAUGUAUCAAAAACAUAUCCGAUGUAUCCAUUACUCUGCAAUGCUAUGUAGGACGUUGAAACGUUGACCCCUA
This is a messenger RNA of Suillus subalutaceus, 1208 nucleotides long. RefSeq lists its product as uncharacterized. Lineage: Eukaryota; Fungi; Basidiomycota; Agaricomycetes; Boletales; Suillaceae. The record is from RefSeq and is a predicted model, not a curated record. The transcript is spliced from 2 exons. Bases 441 to 1082 code for a protein of 213 amino acids.